UUAAGACUUAAAUUUGUGCGUAUAAUAAAUAGGACUAAUAAAUAAUUCUACAUCUUACACAUCAUUUGCGCUGGUGUGUUACCAUGGUAACGCGUAUAAACACCCAUGUUAAACACGUCGGUUAAAGGCCCGUGAAACCGAAAACUUCAGCUCCAAGUACUAAAAUAAAUCUUAUUUUCAUUUUUUUUACGGGUAAGAGCUGUUUUUGUUUGAUUUCCGUUUCAUGUUACUUGAUUUCUAGUUCUCUAACGUGUUGGUGUGAACGAAUUAAUCGAGGAAAUAAAUAAAAAAUGUCAGACUUUGAUGAAGACGAGGUACUUAAAGCGGACUCUGAGGAUGAGGAGCAGGAACGAGAGAAUGAUCACGAACAGACUGAGCCAUGUUCACUAACCCAGGACAUUAUAGCUAAAGGUUUAUCCUUACUGUGCCGCACAGGAAAUGGCCUAUCCCAUGCCUAUGUCAGACUUGACCUUAAAAACAAGGCUCUUUCAGAUUUGGCCUUGCUCAGCUCCUUCAUCCAUCUGCGUUAUUUAGACAUUUCCUCCAAUCGUUUGUCAGACCUCUCUCCAUUAACUGGCCUAACUCAUCUGCUAUGGGUUAAGGGAGAUUCUAAUCUGAUUGAAAAGUUUGAAGAGCACUGGUUGGAGCAGCUAACCUAUCUACAGUGGCUCAGCCUUGCAAGCAACCGCCUGUGUGAUGUGAAAGGCCUUGGAGCUCCAGCGUUGGAAAGCCUCAAUCUUACUAGUAAUGGCAUUCGGACAAUGCAAGGCUUGGAAUAUCAUAAACUGACCAAUCUGGUGACUCUUGAGCUUAGAGGAAAUUCUUUGGAAACUACAGAUGGCAUUUACCUUCCCAAUUUACGGCACUUAUACUUGGCUAAGAACAACAUCAAGCAGUUGGAGGGUCUGGAGAGGCUGGAGCAUCUUAACACUCUACACCUCAGAGAUAACCAACUAGAAUCACUCAAUGGAAUCAACGCCAGCAUGAAAAGUCUACAUUACCUUAAUAUCAGGGGUAACCUUAUAUCCUCUCAGAGUGCUUUGGAAACUCUAGUGAGUGUUGGGAAAUCCCUGAAGGUCCUUGUACUUCUUGACAACCCUUUAGCAAUGACUGAUGAUUAUAGGCUCUAUGUGAUCUCACAUCUCCCCCAGCUGGAGCGACUGGAUAAGGAUCCCAUUACUGCUGAUGAGAAUGAAUAUGAAUGAAUGAGUAUGAAGCCCAGGAGAAGCAGGAAUCUGAAGAUGCAGACAACUGAAUAUGCUGUAUGAAGCAAAGCCA
Molecule: messenger RNA, 1278 nt
Organism: Paramisgurnus dabryanus
Lineage: Eukaryota; Metazoa; Chordata; Actinopteri; Cypriniformes; Cobitidae
Gene: lrrc23
Product: leucine rich repeat containing 23
Molecular function (GO): protein binding
Source: RefSeq, a predicted model, not a curated record